GGGACGGGGCUGUUCCCGGGGAGGCUGUGAUGGGUUGACAGGUGCGUGACAGUGGGAGCUGCUCUCGGCACAAGCAUGUACGGCAAAGGCAAGAGUAACAGCAGCGCCGUCCCGUCCGACAGCCAGGCCCGGGAGAAGUUAGCACUCUACGUAUAUGAAUAUCUGCUCCAUGUAGGAGCUCAGAAAUCGGCCCAGACAUUUUUAUCAGAGAUAAGAUGGGAAAAAAACAUCACAUUGGGCGAACCACCAGGAUUCUUACAUUCUUGGUGGUGUGUAUUUUGGGAUCUCUACUGUGCAGCUCCAGAAAGACGGGAAACAUGUGAACAUUCAAGUGAAGCAAAAGCCUUCCAUGAUUAUAGUGCUGCAGCAGCUCCCAGUCCAGUGCUAGGAAACAUUCCCCCAGGAGAUGGCAUGCCAGUAGGUCCUGUACCACCAGGGUUCUUUCAGCCUUUUAUGUCACCUCGGUACCCUGGAGGUCCAAGGCCCCCACUGAGGAUACCUAACCAGGCUCUUGGAGGUGUCCCAGGAAGUCAGCCAUUACUUCCCAGUGGAAUGGACCCAACUCGACAACAAGGACAUCCAAAUAUGGGUGGGCCAAUGCAGAGAAUGACACCUCCAAGAGGAAUGGUGCCCUUAGGACCACAGUCUGACCCUUGGUUAUCAUUACAGAACUAUGGAGGUGCAAUGAGACCCCCACUGAAUGCUUUAGGUGGCCCUGGAAUGCCUGGAAUGAACAUGGGUCCUGGUGGUGGUAGACCUUGGCCAAACCCAACAAAUGCCAAUUCAAUACCAUACUCCUCAGCAUCUCCUGGGAAUUAUGUAGGUCCUCCAGGAGGUGGAGGGCCACCAGGAACACCCAUCAUGCCUAGUCCAGCAGACUCAACCAACUCUGGAGACAACAUGUAUACUUUAAUGAAUGCAGUACCUCCUGGACCUAACAGGCCUAAUUUUCCAAUGGGCCCUGGGUCAGAUGGUCCCAUGGGUGCAUUAGGAGGAAUGGAGUCACAUCACAUGAAUGGCUCUUUAGGCUCAGGAGAUAUGGACAGUAUUUCCAAGAAUUCUCCCAAUAAUAUGAGCCUGAGUAAUCAGCCGGGCACUCCUAGGGAUGAUGGCGAAAUGGGGGGAAAUUUCUUAAAUCCUUUUCAGAGUGAGAGUUACUCCCCUAGCAUGACAAUGAGUGUGUGAUCCAUUACCAAGUCUCCUCAUGGAAACCACAGUGAGUCAGCCCUUCACAGAACUACUACGGAAGAAAAUUAUUCAUCACAGUGUACAGUUAAACAAAGGAAUCUCAGUCACUCCAAACCAACCUUUUUAUUUCCUGCUCUCUCCCAUAUUUUGUGAAGAAAGCGGGUCCAAACGUGAUUCGAACAACUGUACAGAGCGGCAUAUUAGAAUUGCCCUCAACGGAACUGCAAAUGAUUAUCUGUGUAUGUAUAUGUGUGGGAAAGAGAAUGUAUUGUAUGUGUGUAUGUUAUAUGGACACAUGCACAUACAUACAUUGACCCACAGGACAUUGUAAAAUACUAUCACAUGACAUCUUAAGUAGAAAUAAGUAGGGACUUUUAUUCCAUCCUUUUUUUCACGUUUACAUUUUAAUUAUUAAAAGUUGCUCCUGCCCCUCCCUGAUCUAUUUUGUGCUGUGUAUAUCACUGCUUUAUAUAAGUUAUUUUUUAAGGUGAACUCAGAUGUUAUGGUUUUGUAAAUGUCUGCAAUCAUGGAUAGGAAUAAAAUCGCUUAUUUGAGAGCUUUCAUUAAA
Messenger RNA from Balaenoptera ricei (Rice's whale), 1756 nucleotides. RefSeq names its product single stranded DNA binding protein 2 (gene SSBP2). The transcript has 17 exons. Gene Ontology annotation, cellular component: nucleus. Gene Ontology annotation, biological process: positive regulation of transcription by RNA polymerase II. Bases 76 to 1185 code for a protein of 369 amino acids. Gene Ontology annotation, molecular function: protein binding; single-stranded DNA binding. NCBI's taxonomy places the organism in Eukaryota, Metazoa, Chordata, Mammalia, Artiodactyla, Balaenopteridae. The record is from RefSeq and is a predicted model, not a curated record.